Messenger RNA from Schistosoma mattheei, 1731 nucleotides. Lineage: Eukaryota; Metazoa; Platyhelminthes; Trematoda; Strigeidida; Schistosomatidae. The record is from the annotation of a GenBank genome assembly.
AUGGAUCAAGAUAUAUCAUAUUCAACCACCGUUGAACUUUCGAUAGCCUGCAGAAAUUUGUGCGACACUGGUGUUUUGUCGAAAUCCGACCCACUUGUUGUUGUGUUUGAAAAGUCAUUCCCUGAUAAUCAAUGGGUUGAACUAGAUAGGACGGAAACCAUACAUAACCAUUUAAAUCCUGAUUUCGCUAAGAAGAUUGUCAUGGAAUAUCAUUUUGAGGAGCAACAACGUUUAAAUUUUGUUGUGUAUGAUGUCGAUUGGAAGUCAGAUAAGUUAGAAAAACAUGAUUUUCUUGGCAAUUGUGAGACAACUCUUGGUGAAAUUGCGUCUUCUGGAAAGAUAAGUAAACUCUUAAAAAAUGGUCCUUCGAGUGAUUGUGGGUCAAUUAUUAUUUCUGCAGAGGAAGUUUCUUCUUGUAAAGAUGAAUUGACACUUGACAUUUCUGGGAGGAUGCUAGAUAAAAAAGACAUAUUUGGAUCAUCUGAUCCUUUCCUCGCAUUUUACAGGGUAAAUGAAGACAGAAGUCGAACAGUCGUUUAUAGAACAAAAGUGAUAAGAAACACAUUGAAUCCAAACUGGGAGCAAAUGAUUAUACCAUUAAGGCUUUUAUGUAAUGGAGAUCAUUACAGACCCCUGGUCAUUGCUUGCAUUGACUGGAACAGGAGUGGAAGAGAAAGUUUGAUUGGCGAAAUCACUACAUCUGCUAAUGAAUUGUUAACUAUGUUUAAUAAUGGGAUAUAUUCACUUGAUCUUAUUAAUCCCCACAAAGCUAAAAGGCAUAAACAUUACCAGAAUUCUGGAACUCUGCAUUUGAAUUUGGUCAGGAUCGAAAAAGUAUACAGCUUUCUGGAAUAUGUCCAAGGAGGUACUGAACUAAGCUGCUGUAUUGCAAUAGAUUUUACAGCAAGUAAUGGUAGUCCACAAGUUCCCGGUACAUUACAUUACAGCACAGUUACUCAACCAUCACAGUACGCGGUUGCUUUACAAGCUGUAGGAGAAAUAAUCAGUGAUUACGAUAGUGAUAAUCUAUUUCCUUCAUUUGGAUUCGGUGCUUGUAUUCCACCUGAUAAUAAUGUGUCACAUUGCUUUCCCCUGAAUGGACACAUGGAUAAUCCGUACUGUGAGGGUAUUCAAGGUGCAAUGGCUGCUUAUGCCCAUUCAUUGAGAACAGUAAAGUUCCAUGGACCAACAAAUUUUGCUCCAAUCAUUAACACAGUAGCUAGUAUUGCUCGUCAGUCUGUCGAUGGUUCUCAAUACUCCAUUUUACUGAUUCUCACUGAUGGGAUCAUAUCAGAUUUGCCUCAAACAAAGGCUGCUAUAGUAAAUGCGUCCAGUUUACCUUUAAGUAUCAUUAUUGUUGGCGUCGGUCCUGCGAAUUUCGAUGAAAUGGAAGAACUUGAUGGUGAUGAAGUAAGACUAAGUUCUCGUGGAAAAACGGCGAUUCGUGAUAUUGUUCAGUUUGUUCCUUUUCGCAAUUUCCACCAGUUGAAUAAUGUUCAAGAGAGUAAAAGACGUUUAACUAAAGCUGUUCUCUCAGAAAUCCCAGAUCAAUUGGUAUCUUAUAUGCGAAUGCAAGGAAUUAAACCGUUGAAUACACAAAAUAAUGAUUUUAAGAUAGGAACACAUUCAGAAUUCAGGGAUUCAAGUUGUAAAAUGUAUCAUUCAGAUAAAUUGCCUCACGCUCCACCUUAUCCUACUGAUAUUGCUAAUCCACCUUAUCCAAAUUGUUAA